GCCCGCACUUCGCUCCGCAGCCCAGUCCCGUGUGUCUCGGCCGCAAGCGCCCUCGUCCCGCACCCGUCCGGCCCAGGCCAGUCUAGCCCGCACCAUGCCGGUCAAAGGAGGCACUAAGUGUAUCAAAUACUUGCUCUUCGGAUUUAACUUCAUCUUCUGGCUCGCUGGGAUUGCAGUCCUUGCCAUUGGACUAUGGCUCCGAUUUGACUCUCAGACCAAGAGCAUCUUCGAGCAAGAAAAUAAUAACUCCAGCUUCUACACAGGAGUUUAUAUUCUCAUUGGAGCCGGCGCCCUCAUGAUGGUGGUGGGCUUCCUGGGCUGCUGCGGGGCGGUACAGGAGUCCCAGUGCAUGCUGGGCUUGUUCUUUGGCUUCCUCUUGGUGAUAUUUGCCAUUGAAAUAGCCGCGGCCAUCUGGGGAUAUUCCCACAAGGAUCAGGUGAUCAAAGAAGUCCAGGAUUUCUACAGGGACACUUACAACAAGCUGAAGGGCAAGGACGACCCCCAGCGGGAGACUCUGAAAGCCAUCCACUACGCGCUGGACUGCUGUGGUUUAAUGGGGGGAGUGGAACAACUUCUGGCAGACAUCUGCCCCCAAAAGGACGUACUCUCAAGCCUCCCAAUGAAGCCCUGCCCUGAGGCCAUCAAAGAGGUCUUCCAAAACAAGUUCCACAUCAUUGGCGCUGUGGGCAUUGGGAUCGCCGUGGUGAUGAUUUUCGGCAUGAUCUUCAGCAUGAUCCUGUGCUGUGCCAUCCGUCGGAGCCGAGAGAUGGUCUAGAGUCAGCCUCGCAGCCCUGAGCAGGAAAGUCCACCCCUGAAGACUAUUGGUCAUCUUCUCGGGGUCCUGUUUGUAUUUCUUUUGGUUUUCUUUGCCACUAACUUUAGUAUUCAGUCUGCAUUUCUAAACAAAACAAAAAAAAAGUUAUUCUAUGUUUAUGUUUGUAAUGCUUUAUUCAAUAUUGAUAUUUGUAGUUAAGGGGUUUGGGUUUGCUCGGGUUUAUAUUUGUUUGGUCAUUUGUUUUUGCUUAUUAUGUAAAGCAGAAAUCCUGCAAUGAAAGGUACUAUAUUUGCUAGACUCUAGACAAAAGAUAUUGUAUAUAAAGAGUUUUUUUUCUUUAAAUAGAUAAAAAAAUGUCUAUCAAAUUUAAUCAGGUUGUAACUUAUGUUAAAGACAAUUUGAUACAUAAUAAAAGAUGAUGACAACGUCCUGAA
Molecule: messenger RNA, 1209 nt
Organism: Sus scrofa (pig)
Lineage: Eukaryota; Metazoa; Chordata; Mammalia; Artiodactyla; Suidae
Gene: CD9
Product: CD9 molecule
Cellular component (GO): plasma membrane
Source: RefSeq, marked provisional